Molecule: messenger RNA, 327 nt
Organism: Aplosporella prunicola CBS 121167
Lineage: Eukaryota; Fungi; Ascomycota; Dothideomycetes; Botryosphaeriales; Aplosporellaceae
Exons: 3
Coding region: 1-327 (108 amino acids)
Molecular function (GO): nucleic acid binding
Source: RefSeq, a predicted model, not a curated record
AUGGCCAAGAAAUAUAGAAAAAAAAAGAGAGAUCCCGAGUUAAAAAAGAACGGUAUUUCUUCAAGGAGUUAUAUUAAAGUCCUUAAAGAAGCUAUCCUAAUAAAUCUCGAGCCAGACAUGUUAUUUAUACAAGAUAAUUCUUUAAUCUAUACAGCUAAAAGGGUGAAGUUCGAGCUGCUACUAUAUUCACCAGAUCUUAACCCGCAGGAAAACCUUUGGUUCCCACUAAAAGCGAAGCUAAAUGAGCUGAGACCUGAUCUACUGGCUAGGAAAGGUGACCCGGAAGCAAUUGAAGCUGAGAUAGCCGAGUGGUUGCCUCGUGCUUAG